Messenger RNA from Macrobrachium nipponense, 997 nucleotides. RefSeq names its product limbic system-associated membrane protein-like. The coding region runs from base 5 to 997 and encodes 330 amino acids. Gene Ontology annotation, cellular component: neuron projection. The transcript is spliced from 7 exons. The record is from RefSeq and is a predicted model, not a curated record. NCBI's taxonomy places the organism in Eukaryota, Metazoa, Arthropoda, Malacostraca, Decapoda, Palaemonidae.
UGAGAUGAAGGUGAAGGCUCUCAUCGAGGACAAUGGCAGGACCUUCCAUUGCGACGCCCAGAACGGCCUGGGAGUCGUUCUCUCCACAAACAUAUCACUGAAUGUGCUGCAUGGGCCAGUCUGGAUGUCGGUGCCGAGCGGAACCAUCGACGUCCAUGAAAAAGAGGACCUGUUGGUGACGGCUUCGGCCUCUGCAAAUCCUCCACCAGUGAAGUACAGCUGGUGGCACGGUCCUCUGGAGUUGGAGGGCCAAGUGGAGCCUGUCGCUGGAGGAGGAGGAGGGGGGGGAGGAGGAGGAGGAGGAGUAGGAGAGGGCCAACUGGAAGGGCGCCUUGAGAUGAGAAGGGUCCAUCGCCAGGAGUCCGGAGAAUACUCUGUCACUGCCACAAGUCCCAGGGGAACUGCCACCGCUUCCUUCGUCAUUAAUGUCCAGUACGGUCCUGAGAACAUCGUGACAUCCAAACGGGUGACGGUGGAUGAGGGUGGCUCAGCUUCCGUCCUCUGUACAGCAGUUGGGAAUCCUACACCGAACGUGACCUGGGUCAGACAGGAGGAUAACAGCAGCAACUCCGAGGUUCUCUCUUGGGGCAUCGGCGAAGCCAGACUCUCGAUCGAGGGGGCGACCAGAGCAGACACGGGAUUCUACCUGUGCCUCGCCUCCAACGUCGUCUCCAGGGCGGAGCCCGUUCGCGCGGCGGUCGUCGUGACUCAAACUCCAGAGGUUCCCGACGAAGUGGAAGAAGGCGCAGAAGAGUCCUACCUGAGUCCCUGGGCUCACUUGGGGGGGACGGCCCGCCUGGAGUGCAGCGUGAAAGCCGCCCCUUCGCCCACUUUCAAGUGGACCAUCAACGAGGACCGAGUUCUGCUAAAUGACCGGAAGUAUUUCAUAAGGGUGCCUGAGGUCGAGAGUGAACUUCCAUCGCCAGAAGACCGCUGGUGUGACACAGAGGUCCUCUUCAGAGAUUCCCCGGUGCUGACAUUUAAACUGCCAAUUUAG